UUUUUAAAAUACCGUGAUGGUCGUCGGGUAAAAUCAGAAACCUCACAACACUGCUGAACAAGAGUCAGGUACUCGUGACUGCAAGAUCUGAUCUCUUGCGCAGAAAGGGUGAUUUCAGUGUUGAAGAUAAGUUCGGGGAUACUUCAUUAGAUCGCGUCAACCCUUUUCGUGUGUUCGUUGAGAUGCGAAUCAGAAAUAAGUAAAGUGCAACGAGGAAUUUAAAAGUUUUUCUUCCUUUACUAGCCAGAAGGGUACAUUACGCAAAAACAAUGUUGAUAAGCUACGGGAUAUUAAGCGUAUUGAUGUGGCUGAUCAACUCUACCUUAUCCGAAAAUAGAAACUACACUUCUGCAGAUUCUGAAUUCUAUGAAGAAUCAUUAUUCAAAUGUACUAAACAAGGAUUCCAUCCUGAUCCUCGAAACUGUAGUGUGUUUUACAGAUGUGUCAAUUGGGGCCACAGCAGAGCACUAACUACUUUUAAAUUUGAGUGCGGUGGUGGUACAGUUUUUUCAAAAAAUAAAGGAAAUAUAUGCGUGCCUCCAAAUGAGAGUGAAAGAAAUGAUUGUAAUGAUUCACGAAACGAAAUUAAUUCUAUAUGGCAAAAUUCUCAACAUUAUUCUAAUUCUGCAGUAGUGCCAUCUUCAAUAAGUAGCUAUCUAUCUGGAAACGGAAAUGAUGUGACUGCACACUAUCAUUGCAGCGGCGAAGAGUUCAUAGAGGAUCCUGAAGAUUGUAGAAAAUUUUACAGAUGCGUAAAAGAAGGAUCAGGUAACUAUGUGAAAUAUGAAUUCACGUGUGGAACUGGUACAAUUUGGGAUCAAGAUACACAAGUAUGUAAUCACCCUUGGGCAGUCUCACGGAAAAAGUGUUCGAAAUCAUUUCCAGAGUUAGACAUCAACGACACUGAAGAUCAGUGGAAUGGAGAUCCUUCUACGAGACAUCCUCCAGAUGCAAGUAUAAUACCUGAAUAUUCUAGCUAUUCUGUUUACCUAAGCCAGGUUAACCGACCUGUUUAUCCCAGUCAACCUAACCAAUCUGUUUAUCUCAGUCAACCUGAUCAACCUGCUUAUCAAAGUAAACCGAGUCAACCUACUGAUUUUGAGCUAGCCAGAAAAUAUAGUUAUCUCGGACAAAUUAAUCAUCCUUUUUAUCCCAUAAAAGCGAAAAACCCCAGUUAUCCUGAAGAGAUGAAUGAGUUAACAUCUGAUAAAGUGCCAGGUCUUUCACAUGCAUCUUACACAUCCAGUGCUUCCACUACUGCAGGCACUUCAGUAUUGCCACCAAGACCAAUUAUGUCAAGUUCUGAAAUACAUGAACCAUUUCUUACUCAAUCAGUGACUAAAACAAUAAUAGGUUCAUCAGAAACAUCAGAAACAACAAAAUUCCUUAAGGCCUCAGGCUCUUUACCCACACAACAAGAAUCUACUAGUGUUUCUGUAUCUGGAACAAGUAAAGUAGAAAAUGCCCAUAUAUUAUGUUCUGAAGAAGGUUUUUUUCCCGAUCCAAAAAACUGUCGAAAGUUCUAUCGAUGUGUGGACGAAGGAUCUAAAUAUACUAAAUAUGAAUUUCAGUGCGGUUCGGGCACUGGGUGGGAUUUGACACUUCGAACUUGCAAUGAAUUGUACCUGCUACCCAACUGUGAUGCUCUCAGUAAUACAAUAGGUAACAAUAAUAAAUCGGAUCCCUCCUCGAGUCAUGCAAACUUCUCAAUUAAACAAAAACAUGAACAAAGCCCAUCAAUCAUUGCACUUAAUCCGGCGAUUAGUACUGUAUCAUCUAACAUUAUAUCGACUAUUUUUGGUAGUAAAAUUAAUAAGUAUGCUUCUAGUACUCGUUUGUCCUUUGCAACAGCAUCUGAAAAAAGUUAUUUACAUUCUACAAUUUCAUCGAAAUAUUUACCUCCUAAUAUUGUGGGUUCCACAACACCAUCCUAUAAAAUCGCAUCUGCAAUGUCUUCUUUUCCUGCCUCUAGUUAUUUAACAUCGGCACAACGCCCAUCUCAGAGUCCAACACAAGAAAUUACUAUCAACACCUUAACCGUUAGAAAACAAAUAUCUUCGAUGACUUUGUCUCCGACAAGCUCGGCAUUAUCAACCGAGUCAACGACUUCAAGGAGCACAGGCUGCCAAGAGGAUGGUUUCUUUCCCAAUAUAAAUAAUUGCAAAAAAUUCUAUCGUUGCAUACAAGACGCUGCAGGAUUUAAAAGAUUUGAUUUCGAUUGCGGACCAGGAACUGCUUGGGAUCAAGGUCUACAAACAUGCAAUUAUGUUUCACUAGUUAGUUUGUGCAAAUCGACAAAAAGUAAAAUCGAAGAAGGUAGUUCCAUACCUUCGAAGCCUCUAAUCUCGGGUGUAUCUGAGAUGUUGACGACCUUAAAUUCGAAUGAAGUAAUUGAAAGUAAUGAAUCCUGUGAUGAUAGACCAAAGCCUCCUUCUGACAAACAAAAUUGCUCACCCACGAAACAAAACAAUAUAGUGUGUAGUGCUUCAGGCUUUUAUGCUCAUCCAACAAGAUGCAAUAAAUUUUAUCGUUGUGUGCAACAAAAAAAUGGUUUUAAUGUUUACUACUUUGACUGCCCACCUGGAACUAUAUUCGAUCCUAGUAUUAGCGUAUGUAAUUAUCCGGAAUCAGUUCACCCAGAUAGAGAUUGCGUUUUGGGACAAGGUACUUCAUGUUCUGAAUCUUUAACCUCAGAAAAGCCAUUAACGUUUCCUGUAGACAUUCAAGAAAUAGCAAGCACUACGAAAUUGCCCGAAAGCACUACUCUAAAUGAAGAAAAUAGUUCUUCAGAAUCAACCACAUUAUCAGAAACGGUGGGAACAUCUUUGGAAACUACGGAUUUACAAUCUGAAAACGAAUCAACAGAAAUGAGUACAGCAACCAGUUCCGAAUUCGGCAUACAAACCGAAGCCAAUACACAAACUGAAGUCAACUCAGUAACUAUUGAAUCUAAUUUAACCACUCAGUUAAAUGAGGGAGGCUCAACAGAAAUAAGCAUAUGGGUGACUGAACAAGGCUCCAUUGACACUGAAACUACGUCAGAAUUAUCUAGUUUUCAGAAACCUACGAUAACAACAGAAGCUAUCCAACAAACAACAGAAAAUCCAACCGAUUCUACAGAACAAAUUGGGUCAGGAAUACAGGGAUCAACUACCCAAACUUUGAAUAUGACAAGUGUCUCUACACCGUCCUUAGAACCAGGAAUUGUUAGCUGUCCAAUAGCUGCAAACCUAGCGGAUGAACAAGUACUUCUGGUUUGUCCGACUGGUUUUAGACGACAUCCAAAAUUCUGCAAUCUACUUUAUCAAUGUACUUCAGAGGGCAACAUGGAAAUUAAGAUUUUAACACUUAGUUGUCCUGAAAAUACUAUAUUUGAUGAAAUGAAAGUUCAGUGUCUUCCGGAGGCAGAAAGUUCACAACCUUGCAUGGGAAAUAAAGCAAAUGCUAGGUUCUACCGAAGACUAGGAGAACAUUCGAUAUCACCUGUGAAGUUAUCUACGAAAAGUAUAUGUCCCAAAGAAGGUCACUAUCCGUAUCAAGAGGGAUGCAGUAGUGCUUUUUACAAGUGCCAACAUAAUUCUAGAGGUUCACUUCAAGGUUAUCUCUAUAAAUGUCCAAAGGACUUUGUGUACUGGUCAAUUUCCAGACGUUGUGAACGAGAAAUUCGUUUACCGAUGUGUAUCCGUUUAGGAUCUACAACAGAGAAAGAUUUUUGGGACAGAAGAUGGGAAGUGCCGAUCGAAGAUUCUAAUCUAUCGGCAAGAAUGUUAUACUUUAAUUAGAGACUUUCAAUUAUAGAUAUUAUAAUUGAUUUUUGCUCAAUGUAGAAGAAGUUAAAGUUUUAAAUCAUGAGUUAUAAAAUAUUUCUAAUAGACCACUCAGGGUCAAACAGACGUCUGUGCGUGCGCGGGAAUCCAAUCCAAUGUUAUAAAAGUGAUCGCCGAGGUGGGGUUAUAGUGACGCUCUAUCUUAAAUAUCUCAAUACUCAAAAACUAAAACGUCACCUGAUUUUUGAAAAAGAAAUUUUAGAUUGAUAUUUUUUUGUAUAAAGCCAUAUAAGUCUUGACACGUGAGUUUGGAACACCAAGUAUAUGAAAAACUUUAAAAUUUUUAAAAACUCGAAAUUGAGAAUAUUGGAAAUUCAGGUAAUUUAUCAAAAAUACGUCCAGACUUUAUUCAGGACUAGUUAAAGAUCUUUCAAUGUUUAGUGU
Belonocnema kinseyi is the source of this 4211-nucleotide messenger RNA. RefSeq lists its product as uncharacterized. The coding region runs from base 270 to 3782 and encodes 1170 amino acids. NCBI's taxonomy places the organism in Eukaryota, Metazoa, Arthropoda, Insecta, Hymenoptera, Cynipidae. The record is from RefSeq and is a predicted model, not a curated record. Gene Ontology annotation, molecular function: chitin binding. Gene Ontology annotation, cellular component: extracellular region. The transcript has 4 exons.